Messenger RNA from Effrenium voratum, 711 nucleotides. Lineage: Eukaryota; Dinophyceae; Suessiales; Symbiodiniaceae. The record is from the annotation of a GenBank genome assembly.
GGCUCAAGGUGUGUGGGCAAGAAUUGUCAGCCAUGUCGAAGCUCAACGUGGAUAAUUUGAAGAAGGGCAUUGGCCAGAUUCUGGAUGGCAGCAAGGAGAAGCAGCGGAAGUUCUUGGAGACGGUGGAGUUGCAGAUUGGCCUGAAGGAUUACGACACUCAGCGCGACAAGCGUUUCGCAGGCACCAUCAAGCUGCCACACGUGCCACGCCCGCGCUUGAAGGUGUGCGUGCUUGGCGAUGCUGUGCAUUGCGAGCAAGCACAGCGGGCCAACAUUCCCUUCAAGAGUGUUGAGGACCUGAAGAAGCUGAACAAGAACAAGAAGAUGGUGAAGAAGCUGGCAGACAGCUUCGAUGCCUUCGUGGCCUCGCAGGUGUUGAUCCCGCAGAUCCCCCGCUUGUUGGGGCCAGGCUUGAACAAGGCUGGCAAGUUCCCCACUCUCGUGCAGCACGCCGACAACCUGGAAACCAAGGUCACAGAGGUGAGAAGCCAGGUGAAGUUCCAGCUGAAGAAGGUCCUGUGUAUGGGCGUGGCCGUGGGAAAUGUGGGCAUGACCCCAGAUGAGCUGAGGCAGAAUUGCCUCAUGGCCAUCAACUUCUUGGUGUCGCUGCUGAAGAAGAAUUGGAACAACGUGAAGAGGCUGCACAUCAAGUCCACCAUGGGCAAGCCCUUCACCAUCUACGGCUGACCGAGUCAAACCUUAGCUGCCCUAG